Neodiprion fabricii is the source of this 1008-nucleotide messenger RNA. RefSeq names its product zinc finger protein 25-like. The record is from RefSeq and is a predicted model, not a curated record. The transcript has a single exon. Bases 1 to 1008 code for a protein of 335 amino acids. Lineage: Eukaryota; Metazoa; Arthropoda; Insecta; Hymenoptera; Diprionidae.
AUGAAAGAGCCAAAUCCGGGAGAUGACGCAGGGUCGAAUGGUGAUAUUAAAAACGAAGAGACACAUGUCAAAAUGGACGAAGACGACUUAGAUGAUACACCUCUGGUUUGCAGGAAAAAACCCAACGAAGAGAAGGUCCAACAGAAACGGUUGAAAUUGAAAAAAUCCUUCAGCUGUGAAAUUUGUUACACAUCAUUCGACAGUAAAAGUAAAUUAACCAGCCAUAUGUUUAAGCAUAGUAAUUCUCGGCCACACAAAUGCACUGUAUGCUUCAAAGGAUUUAAGACCAGCGCUUACCUAGCCCGCCAUAUGGAGAUACAUGACGAGUCAUCUAAGUUGCACUCCUGUAAUUUGUGCGAAUUUAAGGCUCGCACAAAACCCUAUCUGAAGAUUCAUUAUAUCAGAAAGCAUACGGAGGAUUAUAACUUUAACUGUGAACAGUGUGGAAAGAUGUUCAAAGUACAGUCCGACUACACGACACACAUGAAGGACCAUGAUACUGAAUCUUGUUGUGUAUGUGACAUAUGCGGAACAUCUUAUCCUAGCAAAAGUUCAUUAUACUUUCAUAAGCAUUACAAGCACAAGACUAGAGUCAAAGAGUUUGAGUGUACGACAUGUCGAAAGCGUUUUAAGACUCAGAAGAAUUUGGAAAACCACUCAGAACUCCAUAAAAUGAAAUACGUAUGUGAGCAGUGUGGAAUGGAAUUUAAAUUUAAAUACGGCUUGACAAAACAUCUCAGAACUCAUUCCGGAGAAAAGUCGUAUUUGUGUGCCAUUUGCGGUAAAACGUUUGGCUGUUUGAGCUCGCAAAAGAUUCAUCUCCUCACUCACGUUGGAGAACGACCUUAUGUAUGUGACUUGUGUGGUCAGAGUUUUACGCAACGGUCCCCAAUGAUGCUGCACCGAAAAAAGCAUCCUGGAUCACAUCCACCUCCUCCACCUAUUAAAAUAACGAACUUGUUGCACGGAGUCCAAGAUAAGAUCAUUGUCAACAAGAGUACCAAAUAA